This is a messenger RNA of Gadus morhua (Atlantic cod), 3614 nucleotides long. It is a transcript of the gene crtc1a, whose product is annotated as CREB regulated transcription coactivator 1a. The coding region runs from base 83 to 1915 and encodes 610 amino acids. Gene Ontology annotation, biological process: protein homotetramerization; positive regulation of transcription by RNA polymerase II. Gene Ontology annotation, cellular component: nucleus; cytoplasm. The record is from RefSeq and is a predicted model, not a curated record. The transcript has 16 exons. Gene Ontology annotation, molecular function: cAMP response element binding protein binding. NCBI's taxonomy places the organism in Eukaryota, Metazoa, Chordata, Actinopteri, Gadiformes, Gadidae.
GUGCGGCGCGCGUCGGGUUCCGCCCCCGUCCAGGAGCGUGAGCGCGCAGAGGCUCGCUGAAAGGAGAGCGGAGCAGCGAAACAUGGCGACUACCAACAAUCCGCGGAAAUUCAGCGAGAAAAUCGCUUUGCACAACCAGAAGCAGGCGGAGGAGACGGCUGCGUUCGAAGAAGUGAUGAAAGAAUUAAGCAUCACUCGAGCAGCCAGGCUGCAGUUGCAGAAGAGCCAGUACUUGCAGUUGGGCCAGAACCGCGGGCAGUACUAUGGAGGGUCUUUACCAAACGUCAACCAGAUUGGAAACAGUGCUGUGGACGUGGGCUUCCAGAUGCCGUUCCAGAACUCUGAUCUAGACACGAGCAGAAGCACGCGACACCACGGCCUGGUGGACCGCGUGUACCGGGACAGGAACCGCAACGCCCCGCCGCACGGGAAACCCCUGGCGCUCGAUAAACAUGGACGCCAAAUCGACAGCUGUCCGUACGGAGCUGUGUAUCUUUCCCCUCCACCCGACACCAGCUGGAGAAGGACCAACUCGGACUCGGCGCUGCACCAGAGCACGCUGGCGCCGGCGGGGCAGCAGGCCGUGUUCGUGGGCGGUUCCCAGGAGCUGCAGCCCAAACGAGUGCUCCUGCUCCCCGUCCCCGGGCCAGAGGAUAUGAAACAAGAGGCUGAUGAAGGAGGGGAAGAGAGCUGGGACUGCAAGAAGAACUCCAUCUCGAGAUCCAAGCAUUGCAAGGUGCCAGGGAUCAAUAUAUUCCCCUCCCCGGACCAGGAGCGCUCCAACUCCCUGAUCCCAGCAACCCACAACUCAGGGGGGUCGCUGCCCGACCUCAGCAACAUCCAGUUCCUCCCGCCGCUGCCCACGCCGCUAGACGGGGACGAUGGCGGGGCCAGCCCGCUCGCCACCUCCAACAGCAUGGGGAACCUGGCCGCCGCCUCGCAGACGGGUCUGAACUCCCAGCCGGUGGUUUCAAUGGUGACGCAGUCGGGCCAGGACGACAUGGCUCCCCUCAUCCUCAACACGAUAGACCCCAACAGCCUCCAGCUGUCCCCUAACCUGUCCCCUCCGCUAUCACUCACUCAGGCCGCCAUCAACGCUAUGGCUUUGGAGCAACAGCUCUCUGACUAUGCCUUCUUCAGCCAGCAGACCUCUCCCCAGUCCAACCAGAGCCCACCAGUAAGCACACACUGCUGGCAGACAGGCCUGAUUCAGCUCCCCUCCUCAUUGGUCCAGAACCAGAGCUCCGCCUCCACUACAGGAAGUCAGACGUCGACGCAGAGCAGCAUUACUAUGGACAUCAACACACAGUUCAUGCAAAACUGGGAGGAGGAUUACAAUGCCUCCUCUCUGCACCAGUACCGCAGCAGGCUGGGCUCCUCUGCCAAUCAGUCUCCUACCUCCCCCAGCUCCAACCAAGGCUUCUCGCCCAUUGGUUCGCCUCAACAUAACUCCAUACUGGGCAGUGUUUUUGCUGACCUCUACGAACAGCAGCUCACAUCCAGGCAGACCAGUGCUCUCUCACAACAGCUUGAGCAGUUCAACAUGAUGGAGAGCCCCAUAGGCUCCAACAGUCUGUACAGCCAGGCCUCCACCCUCAACUACACGCAGGCAGCCAUGAUGGGUCUGACCGCCGGACACUGCAACCAGCAAGACCUGCAGCAGCUGGGCUACAGUAGCCAUGGCAACAUCCCCAACAUCAUCCUCACAGUGAGCGGCGAGUCCCCCCCAGGCCUGCCCAAGGACCUGAUCUCCUCUCUGUCCACGGACAUCAGCUUCGACAUGGACUCCCCGUUCCCCCUAGACGAGUUGAAGAUCGACCCGCUGACGCUGGACGGACUGCACAUGCUCAAUGACCCGGACAUGAUCCUGACCGACCCCGCCACCGAGGACGCAUUUCGCCUCGACCGCCUCUAACACCCCCCCCCACACACACACACACACCAUCCCCCGAGCAUGUUUUUUUUUUAUUUUUCCAUUCCUUCUUCACGCCCGGACCAGACCCCCGACUGUUUUGGCUUGAGGAGGAGCCUGCAACAGCGCCUGGGGGAAGCAAGUGGGACGGGGGACCGCUGGGGACCGCUGGGGACCGCUUGGGACCGCUUGGGACCGCCGGGGACAGCUGGGGACCGCUGGGGACCUCUGGGGAGAGAUGGAGGAGGAGAGGAUAUCCACUCCACGUUGAGUCCCUUUCAGUCUUACCCAGAAGGUGAGCAGGCUUGGGGGGGACACAAGGGAACAACACAGAUUGUCUUUUUCUUUUAUUGGACAUGUUGACCAGAAUGGAGGUAAAAAAAAAGAUAUCGGGGAUAGCGGAUCUCGCAAUUAUAGAACAUGGAAUAUAUAGAUAUGUAUGUUAGUAUGUGUUUAAAAAAAGAAAAAAUACCCCCACGUGUUUAUUUUUUGAGAUUUUAAUGUAGACCUUUGCGUGCACGUUGAUUUUAAGGGAGUUUGCUUUAAAAAAAACAUAUUUAAUAAGGCAGCUUGGUGUUUCCCUUGCUGGCAUGCCCAGAGCGAGCUGCCGAUACUUUAGAUUACCUCUCACCUUCCCCUUUUUUAAAUAGCAUUGGAACACCUGCUAUUGUUGUGGUGUGCUCGUCUCUUUCAUUACCCACUGCAUCUCGUUCCGUGCCAAAUCAGUUUGUCCGUCGGUGUAUUUGUCCGUCCUAGUGUGUGUUUUCCUGUUAAAGUUUGAUUACGUUAUUAUCAUCCAUUCCGUGCCUAUGUGGUGUGGCCUGUCAGGUUGAAUUGGUUUUGUUUUAAACAAUUUCCUGAAAAGAAAUAUCUUGACUCUCAAAGGAGCUCCUCUGUGUGUUUAAAUGGAAAGAGACUUCAGACCUGGUUUCUUCAGUUAUGCAUGAGAUCACUGUGCUUGCCUGUCUCUGCCUUAUUAGAUGACUGAGUUUUCCCUUUCAAACACCGUUUAUGAAUAGGUCUGCACAAGACCAGAGACGAAAAUCUUCAUGCACUGUUUAGUUAACCUUUUUUUUGUCAGCGGUCGGAAGUCAUUGUCCUUUGGACUUUAAAUGAAAUUUAUUUUUCAUGAAUUUCCAAAGGAAGUAGAUAAUUUUAUCCUGCAUAAUCAUGCAUAUGCAAAAUAAUCAAAUUAUUUCGGAAUAUGAGGCAGAACAAAUGUAGACUUAACAAAUGCCUUCGAAUUAUAUAUGGGAUAUAUGAAGCAUAGGAGAUAAAACAACAGUUCCAAUAUAAUUUUCAAAUAGUUUGGCUUUACUUUAAUGGUGUAUCAUGUUUCAUUACAAAUACAGUUGGGCUGCCUACAUUUGUGGGGCAGCAUUGGUAAAAAAUAAUGCAUAAUCAAGUUCUGUUUUUCAUCUGAUUAUCAACCUGUUUGGUACUAUAGGAACAAAGAAACAUUCACAACAGGCCCAUUUUUUUUGAUUAUUUGAAGCCAUCUUCUCAGCCAGUUGUUCGUUGGUAUGUCUCGUCUUCAAACCUAAUAUCAUUGUCUUCGUUAUGGGAACAUAUAAACAUUUCAAUGCUUUCCCAUGCAUGACAUAUUUCUCCACUCUGUGAUUUGAAAGCCUUUUGGUUUCAUUGGGAUUUAUUUCUAGGCUCUUUGAUUUCAUCCAAUUCAUAAAUUUUUCCACAUCAUGUA